GAAUCGCAAACAGUUAAGAAAGCAGAUCUUUAAGAGGAGAAUCGGAGCACAUCCCAAAUGAAGUUUAUGUAUUGAGUACAUUUCUUUAAACAAACAAACAAACAAACAAGCAGUCUAUGAACUAUGCUGUGUCUUUAAACUUUCUGGAGCGUAGCCAGUAACAUGAAUGGUGCUGGACACGUGAGUUUGUCUCAAUGUGGUCUCUCCUCUUAGUAUUUCUCAUGUUUUCUCUGGCUGUUGUCCAAUUAUUUUCUCUCUCUCUUUUUUUGCGCCUUUCGUGCCCCCUCCCUCCUCGUGUUAUCCACCCACGGGAAAAGUGAUUUUCGCCCCCCUCUCUCUUUUUUUUUUUUUAAAUGUAUAUACCUCAUCCUCAUCUCCAGUCUCUGGACUUAUUUCCGUGUGGGCAGCAGGGAUGCAUUUAAAAUGCCCCCAUUUUUUUAUUUAAACCAAUCCGCGUAGAAAGUCUUUCCCCGCAAAUUCUUGAAUCCGCAGUAGCGUGGAUUUGACAGUGCACUGUCACACUUCCCUCUGCGAAUGUCUCGUUCAAAUUGCAAUCGAUCAUUGGGCUUAUUUUAUUACUAAAGCCACCCCCACUUAAUUCUACAGAGGAGAUUUUCUCUCUCUCUCUCUCUCUCUCUCUCUGUGUGUGUGUGAGAGAGUGUGUGAGCCAAAUUCUCAACCAAGAGGCAGCACGUGCUUCUCACAAUACCGCGCUUUUAAUUUACAUUUUGCAUCCCCUUCAUGAGCGCACCGGUUUUAAACGCAUUGUUUUUGAUAAGCGCGCACUGGUGAGCGCGAGACACUGACUGACUGGCGGCGAGCUCGUGCUGCAGGAACAGAAGGUGCGCGAGAGACUAUUUGGAACUCACACACACGAUGAGCGCGCGCGGCGAGGAAGCUGCCGGCGAAGCUUCAGGAUCGCAGGAGCAGCCCGAGCCCGAGCCCGCCCCGGCCGAGCCAAAGAAGAGGGGACCGGGUAGACCCAGGAAGCCGCAACAGGAACCUACAGGAGAGCCUGUCCCCAAACGACCGAGGGGACGCCCCAAAGGAAGCAAGAACAAGGGCCCCUCCAAAGCAGCGCAGAAGAAAGCUGAGACCACAGGGGAGAAAAGACCUAGAGGAAGACCCAGGAAAUGGCCACAGCAAGUGGUCCAGGAAAAGCCCGCUCAGGAAGAAGAGGAGGAGGAGGCGGAGCCAGAAGAGGACUAAGCAACCACAGGAUUUUACCUCUACCUCAUCCAGCUGUCAGCUCUCUCCAAGGGAAAAGACUGCCUUGACCACUUAUUAUUGACUUCCCACUUUCGUUUGAUCAUUUUCGUUUGUUUAUUUUCGUUUUUCCUCAUUCGUUUAUUUUGGUUUGGUUUCGUUUUGUGAUAAACACACACAACACCUCAGAGCGUAACCCGAAAAAAGACACAAAUGCAAACAAACAUCUUGCAGAUGACAAUUGGAGCCGCCUUGCUGUUUCCACUUCCCACAAACUGCUGUAAGCACAAAGGUGCAGGGGUUAAACACACAAUAUGUGCUACAGCGGUUCUUUGCGCCACACACAAACACACACACACUCUUGUUGACUGAUUUUCCAGGCUACAUUGGAGGUGAAAAUGUCUGGUUUUGUCAUUCAGCAUGUAGUGCUUCCUAUAUCUGGGUGGAGCUUUGAAUGGACACACCCAUUCGCACAAGAACCCAUUCUUUAUAGUACUGUACCACCAAAGACAAAUAGACCAUUUUCCCUUCUCUGUCCACUUCAUUUUGAUGUUUUGACCAAAAUGAAAGUGAGCUUUAAAAGUAUUUGCCUUAAAAACUGCAACCAGAGCCUUUGACCUAUUAGUUUUUAAACCUAAAAAUUAAUAUUCUGUGAUUAUUUACUCGCACUGUAUUUUUUCGAAACUGAAUUGACUUUGUUUCUUCCGUGGAACACAAAAGGAGACGAUUCAAAGAAUGUCCGAGCUUAUCUUUUCUAUACACUGAAAGUGAAUGGUGACCGUGGCUGUCGAGAACGUGUUUUUCAUUGCAUAGCUUCAAUUUAUAUCUCACCCAAAGCUGUUCUAUGAUUUGAAAUAUAGUGCAUGAGUCAUAUGGACCACUUUUAUGGUGCUUUUUUUUUGUAGCUUAAUAGCCUUUGGUCACCAUUCACUGCCAUUGUAUGGAAAAGAGCAGCGUGAACAUUCUUGAAAACAUCUACUUUGAAUUUCUAUGUAUGACUUUCAUUUUUUUUUUUUUACAGAAAAAAGAAAGUCAUAUGGGCAGUGUUGGGUAAAGUAACUUUUAAAAGUAAUGCGUUACAGUAUUGCGUUAAAAAAGUAACUAGUAAUUGCAUUAUUUACUUUUUAUUGAAAGUAAUGCGUUACGUUACUUUUGCUUUACUUUUUCUCACCUCGGCUGGGCUUGUUUGUUCCCUGAAGUCCCUUUUCACACCAAAAGCAUACACAGCACCUCUGCACUUAGGCCGUGUGUCCACCAGAGCGUGUUUUUCCAGCUCCGAGCGUACUUUCAAUUGUUUUCAAUGGGAGCGCCACGUUUUUUAAACGCCAGGAGCCGCUGAGCGUCUUUUUUACGCUCAAGCGCUGAGAGCUCGGUAUUUUUUACUGGUCUCCUCGAGUUGAAGAAUGUUCAACUUUGAGUAAAACGCUGCGCUCAUCACUGUCACUUUUUAGCCAGCCAUCCAAUCAGAGUGAAGGAGGGGCGGGACAAAUACAACACCGGCCAACUGAUAUUCCGUAUCAUAGCAACAAAGCGUCUCAACGGAAAAAAACGCUACACUGCAGAAGCGCUCUCACGCGCUCACAGACGGGCGUUUUAAGCAGAGCGGCUAGCGUUUUCAGCUGGCUAAAAACGCUUUGGUGGACACGCGGCCUAUCUCCCAAUUUCUCUUAAUAUGGGGACAAGAGAAGUGUCAGUCAAUAAAUAGAAAAACAAAGUGACUUGCGUCACUUUAUUUGAAAAGUAACUGAAAUAUUUUGUUGUAAAUUUAAAAGUAAUGCAUUACUUUACUAGUUACUUGAAAAAAGUAAUCUGAUUACGUAACACAUUACUUAUAAUGCGUUAUGGGUUUAGAAUGAGUAAAUAAUGACAGAAUGCUUAUUUUUGGGUGAAUUAUCCCUCAAAUUUAUUCCCCCCGUGUCCUUGGUGGUGAUUUUUUUUUAUUAUUAUUAUUUUUUUUUCAAACUGAUUACUGCAAACAUUAAAUGUUUCGGUGGGAGACCGUUUUUAGCAUUACUACAGAACAGUAGUUCUACUGUACAUACCUUCGCGACUUCGGCUUUGCAUAAUUAACAUACGUGUACAUAAUUGUUUUUAUUUUCUUGUAUGGCAUAGCUUUAAGAACAUAAUUUUCUGACAAAUUCAGUGAAAGGGAAAUUUAUCAACUCAGUCAAGACCUAAACCUCAAGAAACACCCAAACCACAGGAACAAAAACCACACUAUACCUCAUUACACACAAAAAUACCUGAAUCGCAGCGACGGCGUCGAACGGUAUUCGGCGGAACUUAAAGUACGCCAGCGCUGUCACCAAUGCAAUAUCUCCUCACCGUUUCAAAACUACCUCUGAUUUCUUCAACCAGCAAACCAACUCGAAAAGACGCGCGCUGCUGUAGAGUUCUCAUUACAAAGCAGGGGAUGGCAGCGAGUGCCAAUGUUGAAAACGAACCUUGUCGUAUGGGCAGGCGAACGCUCUGCAAAAUGUUUUUUGAGAGAGUCGGGCAGGUAAUAACUGAAUUCUGAGGUCUGUUUGUAGUCAUAUGUAGAACUAAUCAUGCAGCUAAGGGGAAAAAAAAAAAAUAAGUACUGUGUUUGUUCUAGUUAAUUUUCUUUUUUCACAUUAGCAUAUAUCUGACAUUUGUAACUAGACACUCUGUCUCUGCAGCUGGGAUGUCUGUUUUACAUUUUUUAACUUGAAUAUAUAUUUUGUACUGAUUUACUCAAUGGUUUCUAAGGAUCAAGUGCUUGUAUGACACUAAAUGAUAUUGUUGCGAAUGGAUUUUUCUUUUCUUUCUCCAUUUUGUUUCCUCUCCACUAUUGCUCUGAAUUUCUAGUUUUAGUUUCCUAUGUACUAUUCAGAUAUGUACCUCAAAAAAAAAAAAAAAAAAAAAAAAAAAAAAAAAAAAGGAUAAAAAUGGACUAAUAAUCAGCUGACAAAUACCUACCUCCAGUCUUGAAAACGGAACGAUUUUUUUUUUGCCUGGUUUCUUUUCUCAGUACGGAUUCAAAUGAUGUGUACUGUAAAAGACUUUAGGACUGCACAAAAUCCUGUUUUACAAACAUUUUUAAAUUUGAUUUUUGUUCAGCUGGGGGAGAAGAUGGCUAAGAAGGCAACUACACACACACACACACGCAAAAAUACAAAUCACAUGAAAAACAAAAAAAACAAAACAAAAGAAACUUGAAACGCUCUUUCAGGUUUGAAAAAAUAUGUUCGGGUUUUGUAUAUUGCAUAUAUGAAUAUGUUUUUGAAAAAUUAGUAGAUAUUGAGAUAUACUUGAUUAGCGUUUUUUUUUUUUUUUGUGUACUUUACACAAAUGUGAUUUUCUUUUCUUGUUAUAUGGUUCAAACAGAUGUAUAUGUAAUGCUUAUGUAGUGAAAGAAUACACCUUUUCAGCCUGUCACCAUGAAAACCUUAAGAAAUGUUAACAUGGUAAUCUCAACUGGGCCUGAGGUAGAGCCUCAGAGGAAGCUAAUGGAACUGUUGGCAUGCCCCUUGAACUUACAAUGGCAUGUAAUGACCGUCUUUAUAUGCGGCAGCUUGGCUUUUGCCACAAACCAACAUUAAACGUUGCUCAAACACUGUAAUGCUACUACCUAAAUGGUUACAGUUCUUGUAAAAGUGUCAGUUUUGGAAUCGGACCGCUUCUUUACUCUCCUACGAGUUCAACAGAUGAAACAGUCACUUGCUUAAGCGGAAGGACGGCGUGUCUCGGCUCGACCUCAGCGGCGGUUGCUUUUCAACGCUGUUUAGAGGUCGUUUUCAUUAGAUCGGCGUAUAAUGGCACUGUUUUAGCAGAGCGAUCUGUUAUAGUGUGCACUGCGUUCAGUCCUCCUGAAACUUGGCAUUGUGUUCAUAUGCUUCCUACGUUGGUUUGAAUGUGUAUCCACAGGAGCCACUGUUCAUGUGCUUUCAGCUCGGGGUGUCUUAAUGAAGAUGAAGUUGUAUUUUCAUGACAACAUGUUCUAGUACAAUCGAAUACACUUUUCUACCUCCAAGAGGGCCUCCUGUUACCUCAUUUUUCAAACUUACUAUCUGCUUAAAAUCAGGUGCCUGAGUCCAGAGAGAACGGCGUAAAGUUUUAAAUUUAUAUAUAAAUAAAAUAUAUAUUCAUAGUUUAUUUUUGUGUGUUUUGGGGGGGAUUUUUUAUAAGACUGUACCUCUCUGCCUCUCAGUCACAAGUUAGGUAAGACUGGACAAUUUGACUUGUUUUUAAAACGUCUUACAUUAUGCAAUGUUUUGUCAUUUCUGCAGCUGUGGAGAUGGAAAAGUAUCACUAGGUGGUUACUCUCUCAGCUUUCUUCACUUGAUAUAACGUGUUUUCUAACAAUUAUGGCUGUUUCACUUAGUAUUGCUGUUUGUGAUUUCACUUAAAAUUGCUUGCUUGUUUUAAAAAAAAAAAGGACAAAAAAAGAAACGUAUUAGAAAAAAGUCCUCUUUAUACAUAUCCACCUCUUUAUUCAGCACAAUAAAAAAGGUGCCUGUGA
This is a messenger RNA of Megalobrama amblycephala (Wuchang bream), 5689 nucleotides long. RefSeq names its product high mobility group AT-hook 2 (gene hmga2). The record is from RefSeq and is a predicted model, not a curated record. Gene Ontology annotation, molecular function: transcription coregulator activity; DNA binding. Bases 877 to 1209 code for a protein of 110 amino acids. NCBI's taxonomy places the organism in Eukaryota, Metazoa, Chordata, Actinopteri, Cypriniformes, Xenocyprididae. Gene Ontology annotation, biological process: regulation of DNA-templated transcription. Gene Ontology annotation, cellular component: nucleus; chromatin. The transcript is spliced from 5 exons.